AUGGCUGAUACGGAUGGGAUAGGAGGGGCCGAGAGACGUGGCUCUCUCUUUGACACUGUCAAAGACCACAGGCAGUUCUCUGAAAAUGUCACCGGAGAAAUUAAAAAUCCACUCGCCGAAGUCCCCAGGGACCAGUUGCUGGACGAUGUACGCGGCUUUGCCCGGGAGCACGGCUUGCAGGAUAUCAUUCCCCUACUCGAAAAAGGUGCUCUCGUCGCCCAGAACCCCAAGGAUUUCGAGACCCUGCCUGAACUCGAUGAAGACGACCGUAUUUGCCUACGUGAAGAGGUCACGCAUCGCUGGAAGCUCCCCUGGGGUCUGUACUAUACUAUCAUCCUCAACUCCAUUGCUGCCGCUAUCCAGGGAUGGGAUCAGACUGGAUCGAAUGGAGCGAAUCUUUCAUUUCCCAUAGAGUUUGGUAUCCCCGAUAAUCCAGCUUACUGUCCUACUGAUGCGAUCUGUGAGAAAAAUGCGUGGAUCGUUGGUUUCAUCAACUCAGUCCCCUACAUUACCAUUGCUCUCUUUGCUGGCUGGCUUUCUGAUCCCAUCAACGACUUGAUUGGGCGUCGAGGAACAAUCUUCAUCGCAGCUAUUUUCUCUUUGCUUGCACCUAUCGGCUCUGCUCUCACUCAGAACUGGGGUCAGCUUGUCAUCUGCCGUGUCCUGCUUGGAAUAGGCAUGGGUCUAAAGGAAGUCACGGUGCCCGUCUUCUCGGCUGAAAAUACCCCCGCCAACGUCCGUGGAGGACUGGUCAUGUCGUGGCAGGUCUGGACCGCGUGUGGAAUCUUCCUUGGUACCGUUGCUAAUCUGGCUGUCGUCAACACCGGAAGGAUCGCAUGGAGGCUGCAGCUGGGCUCCGCAUUUAUCCCAGCCGUCCCACUUGUGAUUGGUAUUUACUUUUGUGCUGAGUCACCGCGUUGGCUGCUGAAGAAGGGCAAGGUUGCAAAGGCAUAUCGUUCGCUGCUGAGGCUGAGAAACACCCCCCUACAGGCCGCCAGGGAUGUGUACUUUAUCCAUGCCCAGCUUCAGCAUGAGCGGGCUAUACUCGUGGAGAGCGGUUUGAUCAAGACGGACAACUUCUUCACUCGCUUCAUUGAGCUUUUCACCAUCCCCCGCGUGCGUCGUGCCACCCAGGCCUCCGGUGUUGUCAUGAUUGCCCAGCAGAUGUGCGGAAUCAACAUCAUCGCCUUCUACUCAUCAACCAUCUUCGAACGCGCGGGUGCAAACAAUAUCACCGCGCUCUUGGCCUCCUUUGGCUUUGGCCUUGUUAACUUUGUCUUUGCCUGGCCCGCCGUCUGGACUAUUGAUACCUUUGGCCGCCGUGGUCUCCUUCUCUUCACGUUUCCCAACAUGUUCUGGACUCUUCUUGCGGCGGGGAUGUCCUUUUACAUCCCUGAAAGCAGCCGUGCGCAUCUCGGCCUGAUCGCUACAUUCAUCUACCUCUUUGGUGCCUUCUAUUCGCCCGGAGAGGGACCGGUCCCCUUUACCUAUUCGGCCGAGGUCUUCCCCCUCUCCCACAGAGAAGUCGGCAUGGCCUGGGCUGUGGCCACGAAUAACUUCUGGGCGGCCGUGCUGGCGCUCACCUUCCGUCGACUAGACCUUGCAUUGACCACGCCCGGAGCGUUUGGUUUCUACGCGGGACUCAACAUCAUCGCCCUGGUCAUGAUCUUUCUGUUCCUGUACGAGACCAAACAGCGCACCCUUGAAGAGCUGGACUACAUCUUUGGAGUGCCUACCCGGACCCAUGCGAAGUACCAGCUCACGAAGGUCUUGCCGUGGUGGAUCAAGCGAUAUAUCUUCCAGCGAAAGCACGCCGUGUGCCCGGAGCUGUACCAUCUCGAUAGCAUCCGGGAGCAGGUUUCUGAGAAAGGACACCACCAUGAACAUGAUGGUGGGGUCAAGCAGGUAUAG
Messenger RNA from Microsporum canis CBS 113480, 1911 nucleotides. RefSeq names its product hexose transporter HXT11. The record is from RefSeq and is a predicted model, not a curated record. The transcript is spliced from 6 exons. The coding region runs from base 1 to 1911 and encodes 636 amino acids. Gene Ontology annotation, cellular component: membrane. Gene Ontology annotation, biological process: transmembrane transport. Lineage: Eukaryota; Fungi; Ascomycota; Eurotiomycetes; Onygenales; Arthrodermataceae. Gene Ontology annotation, molecular function: myo-inositol:proton symporter activity.